Molecule: messenger RNA, 2757 nt
Organism: Caenorhabditis angaria
Lineage: Eukaryota; Metazoa; Nematoda; Chromadorea; Rhabditida; Rhabditidae
Source: the annotation of a GenBank genome assembly
AUGCUCCGACCAUCUCGAUCAGACCCUGUCCUGAUUAAACCAAGUUAUUCGGAAUUUGUCAGGAAGUGGAACAAUAUGAAAUGUAAGUUAAUUUAAGAUUGGGUUUAUCUGAAAAGGCAUAUUCUAACACAUUUAAUUGAAAAUUUUUUUGUUUAUUUCGAAAAUAUGAUAUUUUGAUAAUUGGGCUAAAUUUUGAAUUGAACUAUAUUCUGAACAUGUUUUGAAGCUACCAAAAAAGUACUCGACCUAAUUUUAUUGUAAGAAGUUCUGUUGAGAGACUACGACCAUCCACGUUUCGAAAAUUUCAGAAAAACAUUGAGUCGAUAUAGAAUUUUUCAAAAAGUCGCUUUUCAAAAUUUUAUAGAUGAUAUGUUCACUUUACCCCUGAAAAAUGACAAAACGAUUUUUCUCAUUUCAUUUUCUUCUUAAAAUCACUACUUUUAAUGAAAUGCUUUUUGUUGUUUUUAUGUGACGAAAAAAGUUCCUUUCCCAGAUACUUUGAAUGAGGAAGUGGAAGUAAAAACAAUACAUAGUGACUUCCUUUUUUUUAUUUAUGGUCAUCGAAGAGCCUCAAAACUAAUUUUUAUUUCAUAAUUGGCUUUAAUGAAAAAAGUUAUACCUUAGUGUAAAUACUUUGAGUUUUGAUUGUCUCCCUCGUAUAUAUCAAAAAGUGUCUAAAAAUAUCUACAAAAUACAGAACUAUGUCAGUACAAUUUUUAUAUUCAAAACAACAAAUUUCAUAUGUUGGCACUGUUGAUUUCUCUUUAUUUUUUUUCAUUUUCAUAUUAUUAGUCAGAAAAAUCCAAAUUUCUGGAUCAAUUCUCUUAACAUGAAACCUGACUCAAUCAAAUCCCGUGUUUUUGUUUAACACCUCCAUAAUGUGUGAUUUUUCAAGCACGCAAUUUUGUUAUUUUUCAUGACAAAGCUCAAUCAGCAAAAGACAACAAUUCAGAUUUCCUUUAUUAAUUUCUUGUUUUUCAUGUUUUCCUUUUCCCCUUAUGAAAAUCAUCAUUUUCAUUUUGAGAAAUCAAGAAUCAUAUGUUAGAAAUAAGUUAGAAAUCAAAAUCAUCUCCACAUUCUUGAGUUUAUAAAUUUUCCUAUUGAUAUGUUUUCUUUAGAAAUCUUUUUUUUUCAGAAAAAAACCUUUAUUUUUACGUCACUUUAUUUAGGGCAAGAGGAUUCAUGUGUUUUUUCUAAUUCUUUUGUUUGGGGAAGAAAAGAAGACAUAUUAACCUAUCUAUAUGUAAACAAGAUAUUGUCCUAAAAACCGACAAAAGAAAAUAAAAAUCGAAAAAUCACAUUCAUAUUCCUACAUUCAUAUCUAUUUCCAGACGAAGGAUAUUCUUUUGUUGCUCCAAUUGCGGUCGACCAACUCUACGGAAUAUUUGUGACAAUAGCUGAUGUAAGUUUAUCUCAUCUAUUUUCUGUAGCAUUAUGUUCCUUCUAUUCAUCAUAAUUAAUCCUAUAUGCCAAACAUUUUUCUUUCUUUUCAUUCCUUUUCUUUUUCAGUCUUCUAAAUCGGUUGUUUCUGCAUCUUCCCCUUCAGCACCAGGUUCUUCUGCAACGUUUUUCUCAGCACAUAACAAUUUGAAAAUGUCGAAAACUGAUCGUCAACGUCGAGAGAAAAAAUUGGCAUUCCAAUUGAAACGCCGAAAUUCGGUUCUGAUGGCGAACUGCAGAGAAGUUAUUAAUGUUCCAGGUAUGUUAUUUUUCUCUAGUAUGAUAAAAAAUUAUGUAGUUUGGACACCCUUGGGAGAUUGAGCUUAUUAAUUUGAUUUGAUUUGUUGGUCGGUUUUUGGUAAACAAUGUUGUCAUCCUAAAAAUCUGAAUGACACACCUUUUUUGAAAACUAAAAAUAGAUUUGUAUUUGUUGAAAAAACAACUCUCAAAGCGGACCUAUGUCUUAUCAGUUAAAUUAAUCCCACAAGUCGUAAUGUUUCGUUUGUUCUCUAGUAAGGGAAUUGUGAAAAAGUUCAAUUCACAAAAAAUGUCAUAAAACAUAAUAAGUGAAAAAAGUUGUUCUAAAAAAAUUUCAACAGUUCUGAUAUUUUUAUUGAUCGAAACUGUCAAAUUUUCUUGAAAUAAUUCAAUUUCAGGUGGAAUGCGACGUGCUUGGUCAUCAGUUGAAUUGCGUGAAACAUGUUGCCAAGAAACUACAACAACAAAACGUGUCUCGUUUUCUGUCAAUCUGCCCAAAUCUUCAGCUCCAAACAAUCAUUAUGAAAUGGAUCGCGGAACAUAUGACUUGGGGCCUGCAAAGGUAAUACAAGUUGUUUUCGGACAAUCAUAGGCACAGAGUCGAUAGUGAUAAUUGAUAGUGAUAAUAAACUCUUUUCCAGAUCCCUGCUCGGCCAAUUUUGCGUCGCACAACAUAUAGUGGUGGAAAAGACAGCUUAGAGCAUAUGGAUUUCGAUAUGUUCACAGCUUGGCGACGUGGCUCAAAAAUGAGCGAUGAUUGUGAGAAAAGUCGGAAGAAGAGUAUCAAAGAGGAGGAAUCUUUGGGAAAAACUCGGAGAGAAAAAGCAUCCGAUGAUAUGUGUUGGAUUGUACGAGUUGUAAAGGUGAGCUUUAUUCUUGACUUGUAUUUUCAUGAUAUAAUAUUUAUGUGAAUUUCAGAUGGGUUUUGAUAGUUGUUUUCAACGUCGGCGAGUUACACCAAGUCCUCCGCCAACCACAAUUUCUUCAAACGACGAAUUGACAACAUCGACAACUAAUUCGGGUGCAGAUGAUGGAAUUGUAAUGGCAAACGCCGAAUAA